GCUCCAGAUGGCGUCUUCUGUGGGCAACGUGGCCGACAGCACAGAACCAACGAAACGUAUGCUUUCCUUCCAAGGGUUAGCUGAGUUGGUACAUCGAGAGUAUCAGGCAGGAGAUUUUGAGGCAGCUGAGAGACACUGCAUGCAGCUGUGGAGACAAGAGCCAGACAAUACUGGAGUACUUUUAUUACUUUCAUCUCUACACUUCCAGUGUCGAAGGCUGGACAGAUCUGCCCACUUUAGUACUCUGGCAAUUAAACAGAACCCUCUUCUGGCAGAAGCCUAUUCGAAUUUGGGGAAUGUGUACAAGGAAAGAGGGCAGUUGCAGGAGGCAAUUGAGCAUUACCGGCAUGCAUUGCAUCUCAAACCAGAUUUCAUCGAUGGUUAUAUUAACCUGGCAGCCGCUUUGGUAGCAGCAGGCGACAUGGAAGGGGCAGUACAAGCUUACGUUUCUGCUCUUCAGUGCAAUCCUGAUUUGUACUGUGUUCGCAGUGACCUGGGGAACCUGCUCAAAGCCCUGGGUCGCUUGGAAGGAGCCAAGGCAUGUUAUUUGAAAGCAAUGGAGACGCAACCGAACUUUGCAGUAGCUUGGAGUAAUCUUGGCUGUGUUUUCAAUGCACAAGGGGAGAUUUGGCUUGCCAUUCAUCACUUUGAAAAGGCUGUCACGCUUGACCCCAAUUUUCUGGAUGCUUAUAUCAAUUUAGGAAAUGUCUUGAAAGAGGCACGGAUUUUUGACAGAGCUGUGGCAGCUUACCUUUGUGCCCUAAGCUUGAGCCCAAAUCAUGCAGUGGUACAUGCCAACCUGGCUUGUGUAUACUAUGAGCAAGGCCUGAUGGAUCUGGCAGUAGACACCUACAGGCGAGCUAUUGAAUUGCAACCACAUUUCCCUGAUGCUUACUGCAACCUAGCCAACGCCCUGGAAGAGAAGGGCAGUGUUGCCGAAGCAGAAGAGUGUUAUAAUACAGCUCUGCGGCUGUGUCCCACCCAUGCAGACUCUCUGAAUAACCUAGCCAAUAUCAAAGGAGACCAGGGAAACUUUGAAGAGGCAGUUCGCUUGUAUUGUAAAGCAUUAGAAGUCUUCCCAGAGUUUGCUGUUGCCCAUUCAAAUUUAGCAAGUGUAUUGCAGCAGCAGGGAAAACUGCAGGAAGCUCUGAUGCAUUAUAAGGAGGCUGUUCGAAUCAGUCCUACCUUUGCUGAUGCCUACUGUAACAUGGGAGACACUCUAAAGGAGAUGCAGGAUGUUCAGGGAGCCUUGCAGUGUUAUACUCGUGCCAUUCAGAUUAACCCUGCACUUGCGGAUGCCCACAGCAAUCUGGCUUCCAUUCACAAGUAUUCAGGGAAUAUUCCAGAAGCAAUUGCUUCUUAUCGCACUGCUCUGAAGCUUGAACCUGAUUUUCCUGACGCUUAUUGUGAUUUGGCUCAUUGCCUGCAGAUUGUCUGUGAUUGGACAGACUAUGAUGAGCGAAUGAAGAAGUUGGUCAGCAUUGUGGCUGACCAGCUGGAGAAGAAUAGCUUGCCUUCUGUGCAGCCUCAUCAUAGUAUGCUCUAUCCUCUUUCUCAUGGCUUCAGGAAGGCUAUUGCUGAGAGCCAUGGGAACCUCUGCUUGGAUGAGAUCAGUGUCCUUCAUAAACCACCGUACGAACAUCCAAAAGACUUGAAGCUCAGUGAUGGUCGACUGCGUGUAGGAUACGUGAGUUCUGACUUCGGGAAUCAUCCUACUUCUCAUCUUAUGCAGUCUAUUCCAGGCAUGCACAAUCCUGAUAAAUUUGAGGUAUUCUGUUAUGCCCUGAGCCCAGAUGAUGGCACAAACUUCCGAGCGAAGGUGAUGGCAGAAGCCCAUCAUUUCAUUGAUCUUUCUCAGAUUCCAUGCAAUGGGAAAGCAGCUGAUCGCAUCCAUCAAGACGGUAUACACAUCCUUGUAAAUAUGAAUGGUUAUACCAGGGGUGCUCGAAAUGAACUCUUUGCUCUCAGGCCAGCUCCUAUUCAGGCAAUGUGGCUGGGCUACCCUGGGACCAGUGGCGUGCUUUUCAUGGAUUAUAUCAUCACUGAUCAGGAAACUUCACCUGCUGAAGUUGCUGAGCAGUAUUCUGAGAAACUGGCUUAUAUGCCCCAUACUUUCUUUAUUGGUGAUCAUGCUAAUAUGUUCCCUCACCUGAAGAAGAAGGCAGUCAUCGAUUUUAAGUCCAACGGGCACAUUUAUGACAAUCGGGUUGUGCUGAAUGGCAUCGACCUCAAAGCAUUUCUUGAUAGUCUCCCAGAUGUGCAGAUUGUCAAGAUGAAAUGUCCUGAUGGAGGAGACAACGCAGACAGCAGUAAUACGGCUCUUAAUAUGCCUGUCAUUCCUAUGAAUACUAUUGCAGAGGCAGUUAUUGAAAUGAUUAACAGAGGACAAAUUCAGAUAACAAUUAAUGGAUUCAGUCUUAGCAAUGGACUGGCAACUACCCAGAUCAACAUUAAGGCUGCCACUGGAGAGGAGGUUCCCCGUACCAUUAUUGUAACCACACGUUCUCAGUACGGGUUACCGGAAGAUGCCAUUGUGUACUGUAACUUCAAUCAGUUAUAUAAAAUUGACCCAUCUACUUUGCAGAUGUGGGCAAAUAUUCUGAAGCGUGUUCCCAAUAGUGUGCUGUGGCUGUUGCGUUUUCCAGCAGUAGGAGAACCUAAUAUUCAACAGUAUGCACAAAAUAUGGGCCUUCCCCAGAAGCGUAUCAUUUUUUCACCUGUUGCUCCUAAAGAGGAACAUGUUCGGAGAGGCCAGCUGGCUGAUGUCUGCUUGGACACUCCACUCUGUAAUGGACACACCACAGGGAUGGAUGUCCUUUGGUCAGGGACACCCGUGGUGACUAUGCCAGGAGAGACUCUUGCUUCCCGAGUUGCAGCUUCCCAGCUCACUUGUUUAGGCUGUCUUGAGCUUAUUGCUCAAAAUAGACAAGAAUAUGAAGACAUAGCUGUGAAACUGGGAACUGAUCUAGAAUACCUGAAGAAAAUUCGUGGCAAAGUCUGGAAGCAGAGAACAUCUAGCCCUCUGUUCAACACCAAACAAUACACAAUGGACCUAGAGCGGCUCUAUCUACAGAUGUGGGAGCAUUACGCAGCUGGCAACAAACCUGAUCACAUGAUUAAGCCUGUUGAAGUCACUGAGUCGGCCUAAAUAAUGACUGUGUGCACAGGAGAAUUACCCUGUACCUGAGCCUCAACCUUCUGGGGGAAAGGGAACUACUUUUUCCUUAUCUGUACAAUACCAUGCUGCAGAUGGGUGACAGACAAUGAUAAGAAAUAGCACAGCCAGACUUGCUUCCUGCAUGAUCAUGAUCACGAUAGGGAGAGACACAAGAGAUGGGAAACUGCUGUUCCACAAGGAGUCUCCAUAGAAUUUUGCAGCAGCCAGGUGUCUGGAAGGUCUGGAAGGUAAGUCUGGAAGGUCUGAUCUCCCUUGGUCUUCCAUGGGAUGGAUGGUUAGUGUGGAAGGGAGAUAGAGAUUGCCCAGCCGUUUUGUGAUUAUCGUGGAUUGAUUGAGUCUUCUGAAUUAAUAUUUUUCUUUAUAUUUUGGGUAUUGGAGCUUUUAAAAAUGUUUGGUUUCAGGUAUUUUUAUUCAUGUGAAGUGUGUACGAUUCUCUUGAGAUAAGCUUUUAAGCUAAAAUAUUCCUUGUUUUAGUUUCUGAACUCGACAGAUAAAUGGGGACUUUGCUGGUAUAGUCUUUUUAUAGGUUUUGUAAACCACUUGAGCCUAUAUCAGUCAUUUUAGUGUCUGACAUAAUGUUCGGAACUAUCAGUGCUUUGUUGGUUUAUAGAUGAUGGCUUAAAUUCUUUUCCUGGUCCGUUUCCUUCUUCCCUUCCCCCUACUUUAAAAAUUCUCCUGUAACUUGGCUAACAAAAAACCAAGUCUGAUUCAAAACCUCCCAGAGUGUUUCUCUUAACCGCAUCAUCUGGUGCCAAAUGAAGAUUCUUAGGAGUGAUUAUUAAUUCUGAAGGGCACAGUUGUGGUACUGUCACUGAUGAUAAUAAUAAUGGAUUUUUGGCCUAGAGUUUUGACCUAUUUCACCAGUGUUUUACCGUUGGCUGCCCCUCUAUGCUGCUUCCAAAAGUCAUAGUGUGUGUUAAGAUUUUUACUUUCAUUUCUAAUGUUUGUUUGUUUUUUUUAGUGAGUCCUGUUCUACCCUUUUCUUUCAGCAGAAAUGAAAUCCCAGGUAAGUAUAAGUAUUCAAAUAUUUGAUCAGUAAGUCACAGUUAUCUCCAGUACAUUAAAUAACUUUCAUCAAAAAACAUGUUAUAGGUAAAAAGCUCUGAAGGACCAGCUAUGUAUAUGAUAAUUAUGUUUCAGACCUUCUAGGGUAUUAUAUAUAAUAACUUGUCUUCUGGACGUGGUCUUGAAGUCUUUAUGGAUUCAGUCUCAGUAGUAGCGAACUGCACUGCUACUUGGUUUGGAGUACAAAUUAGACUUUAGCCCUCCUGGAGGUUGAGUUUUUGGUAUUGAAAACCAUAGGAAUGAAAUUAUUGUAUUUCAACAAAGGAUCGAGGGCUUGAGGCUUAAACAAGGCAACAUACGUGUGGGAAGCAGUCAGCCUUGAGGGCAGGUAAGGACAUGCCAGGCAUGCGGCCGCUGCUCGAAGGGACUGUCCCUACUUGUUCCCCUCCUUGUUCCAUUCCAUGGGAGAUAAAUCACCAGAGCCCAGAGAUCAGAAAGAAUGUAAAAUGAGACAAGCAAAGCUGUCUCCCCCCUGCACAUGCAGGUUAUUUUUGAUGCUUCUGGGUUUAUGGGUUUCCUCCCAGGGAAGUUAACCUUGAGCCGAGACAGUCUGUAGAUAAUGUAAACCACCAUCUGGCAACCUUCCGAUUUCUAGUCUAUAUAAUCUGCAACUGUAGCAUAAUAAAAUUUGCCUUGCAACCAUCAGUUGUCUUGGUCCUUCUGACCCCAUCCGUCGGUGCUACUUCAGUUCCUUACCCCUUCCCUUCUGACCCUGGGCGGUGAGAUCCUCUUUCUCCGGCUGGUCCGCGGCAAGUGGCACUCGAACAGGGACCUGAAGCGUGAAGGCAAUUAAAAGAAAAAGAAAGUGCAGGCAACAGCCUGUCCCUCAUGUACCUUUGGUUUUUACGGACGGUUCUUCUUCAGGAGUGGCCACUGUAAUCAUUGACGACGGAACAAACCUCGUUAAAGAAACUUCCUUGACUUCAGCUCAACGUGUUGAACUGUAUGCUGUCAUUAUGUCUUUUAAACAUUUGCCUUCUAUAUCUUUUAAUUUGUUUUCUGAUAGUAAAUAUCUUAUUAGCUUGUGAUUUCUUCUGGAGACUGCGAGCAUAGGACAUACUAAUGACCCUGAAUUAUCAUCCUCUUUUCGUUUGCUUCAACAGCUUAUUCGUUCCCAUGAUGGUCCUGUUGCAGGUCUGUAUAUCCGUGCUCAUUCUAACUUGCCUGGUCCAUUGACUAAACUUAAUGCGACUGCAGAUGUUUUAACUCGAUCUAAACGUGAUCUUUAUCCUGUACAUUUUCCUCCCAAGAAUAGAGUUGAAGUUACUCCUCCUCCUCAAUCUCUUUUCCCUAAAGCAGGACAUGUCCCAAUUUACCGUACUCCUCCUUUCCGUUCGUCAUGCUGUCAAGAAUGGCUAAUAUACUGCAUUCAUUAUCUCCAUACUCUUGAUACUCAUGGUCCAUGUCCUGGACACCCUCAUAUUAUGGUAAGUUAUGAUCAAACUGCUUCACAAGCAGCACAGCAGUUGCACGCUUUACACCGUCAGUCAGCGGCUACAUUACACACACAAUUUUCCCUUACUCGUGAAGCCGCCCCACAAAUUGUUAAGCAAUGCCCACAAUGCUUACCUCACCUUCCUGUUCCACAUUAUGUUGUUAAUCCUCGUGGAUUAUUACCUAGACAUUUAUGGCAAAUGGAUGUUACUCAUAUCCCGUCUUUUGGGAAAUUACAGUUUGUUCAUGUCACUAUCGAUACUUAUUCUGGUUUCCUCUGUGCUACAGCACAGACCGGAGAAGCUACUAAACAUGUUAUCACUCAUUUAUUACACUGUUUUGCUUUCAUGAACCUUCCCAAAAUUAUUAAAACCGAUAAUGGGCCCGCUGCUUUUGCAACAUUUUGUAAUUCAUUACAAAAUUACCCAUAUUACAGGCAUUCCAUAUAACCCUCAAGGACAAGGUAUUAUAGAACGUGCAAAUAGAUCUUUAAAGCUAACUAUUGAAAAAAUAAAAAGGGGGGAAUUGUAUAGAACAACGCCACAUAACCUUAUAAAUGAUGCUCUGUUUAUUUUAAAUGUUCUCACUGUUGACAAAUUUGGCUGCUCUGCAGGGGGAAGGUUGGUGGCUGAGCCAAGAUUGGCCUCUCAAUCUCCGGAGGUCCUCUGGAAAGAUCCGUUAACCAGCACUUGGCGUGGUCCUGAUCCUGUGUUGAUUUGGGGACGUGGUCACGUGUGUAUGUUUCCCAGAUCAGCGCCUGGACCUCGCUGGCUUCCUGAGCGCUUAGUCAAGCAAAUAGAUGGCUCGCCACAGCUCACCUAGUUCAGAAGAUGAAGAAGCUCUGCACCUCUCCUGAAAAUUUGACAGUGUUGAUUGAGAAAAAGAAGAAGAAGAGGAGACCACUUGCCAGGACGACCCAAAGGAGUGAUGUUCCAACUUGGGGAAAAAUUAAACAACUGGUUUCAUGAGCUCAAGAGUCAGUGAAACAACAGAAUAAUCCUGUUACACCUGUAACUUUAUUUUUGGCUAUGUUGGCAACCAUUUCAUGUGUUUCCUCUGUUAAUGCAGCAACUUACUGGGCCUAUGUACCUGAUCCUCCACUAUUACAACCCAUAUCUUGGUCUGAAGCAGAGUUUCCUGUAUUUUACAAUGAUAACUGUUUAUGGGCCUCUUAUUGGGAAUAUAAAACAAAUCAAUAUGUCUGUAAAUUAUACUAACUGGUUUAGUACCCAUCCUGUCUGUCUUAGCCCAUUGAAUCUGGAAACUGGAUGUGUAAAGGCUAUUAGUUAUGAGCAUACAGAUGUUUAUGAGGGAACGGAUCAAUCAAUUAGUUUGUCAGGCUCUCCAGGCAUCCUUCGUUUUACAGGAACCAACACUACUCUUACAUGCCACGCUACCAGCCGACGAGAGGAUCUUAAGGAUACCAUCAUUUGGUAUAAAAUGGGCAAGCUAUUAAUAUUAGAGGUCAAAUCUCAUACGCCUCACCACUUAGGGAUUCCGCUAUUACUAUAGCCAAGGUUACAGGUGAAGAUUCAGGAAAUUAUUUCUGUAUGAAGCGUUUACUUGGAGGACAAGGGAUACUUAUAGCUGAACAUAAGGUUACUAUGCUUAACAGAAAAUCAAAAAAUCAAUUGCCUCCCUUUAUGACCGUUAACUUUCCUGGAUCCAAUUUUGAACAUUGCAAUGCAUCUUGGAAUAAUAACCAAAUAUGGUGUACUAUAGAUUAUACCAAGGUGUCAAUUCUUAUCUCUUCUUUUCCCAUCAUAGAUAGGUUUAUCACAUUUCAAAAGAACUGGGAUAUAUGGAAACUAGCUCUAACUUAUUCCAAUACACCUGUUAUAACUUGUGUUGCUCCUCCAUAUACACGUUUGUGUGGUUCUAUUAACAUUGGUAAUUCUUCCAAAGGAGCAUAUAAUAUUAGCUGUGUUAAUUGUAUUUUUAGCAGUUGUAUGUUCCCUUCUGCAGGAACACAAUCUGUGCUUAUACUAAAGCAACCCAUGUAUGUUAUGGUGCCUGUACAUCUGAGAGAACCUUGGUAAGAAGAUACUGGAGUACAGGCAUGGAUGGAACUCUCUAAAGCCUUGCAGAGAAGGAGACGUUUUCUUGGGUGGCUAAUAGUAAGUUUACUUGCCUCAGCUGCUGUGUCUGCUACUGUGGGUACUGCCGGUCUUGCUCUUUCAAAGAGUAUUCAUCAUGCUCACUUUGCUAAUCAGUUAUCUCAACAUAGCAGUCUUGCUUUAUCUUUACAAAGUCACAUAUAUUUACGGAUUAAUAACAAGUUAGAUGAAUUUAAAAACGCAAUUUUGGGGAUUGGAGAUCAGAUGGCAGCAUUAAAAUUGAGGAUGUGUUUAGCUUGUCAUGCAACGUAUACAUGGAUGUGUGUUACUCCUUAAAAGUACAGUGACUGUAUUUGGGAAUGGGAAAAAGUAAAAAUGCAUCUGCUGAGUGUUUGGUCAGAUAAUAAUAUUAGUCUUGAUCUUAAGAAAUUAAAUGCUGAAAUUCAGGAUAUACAAAAUACACAUCUUGAUGAUGUUUCGCCAGAAGAUGUAAUUCAAACUUUACUGGAUCAUUUAAAGUGGUUAAACCCUCAGUCUUGGAUUACUGGAAGGUUGUCAGGAUUUAUUACCCUGGCCAUAAUUUGCCUAUUAUUGAUAAUAAUCUUCUCAUGUCUCUUUCGUAUCCUCAUGCAACAGUACACUACUCUCGGCACUAAACUUCAUGGAAUUAUUUUGCAGCAAAAGUUAAAAAAUAAAAAUGGGGGACCUGUGGGAAGCAGUCAGCCUUGAGAGCAGGUAAGGACAUGCUAGGCAUGCCGCCGCUGCUCGAAGGGACUGUCCCUACUUGUUCCCCUCCUUGUUCCAUUCCAUGGGAGAUAAAUCACCAGGGCCCAGAGAUCAGAAAGAAUGUAAAAUGAGACAAGCAAAGCUGUCUCCCCCCUGCACAUGCAGGUUAUUUUUGAUGCUUCUGGGUUUAUGGGUUUCCUCCCAGGGAAGUUAACCUUGAGCCGAGACAGUCUGUAGAUAAUGUAAACCACCAUCUGGCAACCUUCCUUUUUCUAGUCUAGAUAAUCUGCAACUGUAGCGCAAUAAAAUUUGCCUUGCAACCAUCAGUUGUCUUCGUCCUUCUGACCCCAUUCGUCGGUGCCACUUCAGUUCCUUACCCCUUCCCUUCUGACCCUGGGCGGUGAGAUCCUCUUUCUCCGGCUGGUCCGCGGCACACAUGAAUAUAUGUUUUUGUCUUGCUGUACUGCACCUGUGCUGUCUAGUAACAGAUAUUUUGUCUGCUAGUAGUGUUCUAGAUUAUGUCUUUCCAAAGCGCUGAGGCAGUGCACCUAUUCUGUAGUUGCAGCUGAUGCCUGAAUGUAGCCUAGCUGACAAAUUAUUGAUUAGUAAGAACUUGAAUUUCUCAAAGAUUUGUACUGUUAACCAAAAUCUGAGCAAGGAGUCUCAAAAGUAAUUCUUAGCCAGAAUUACAUGUUAAUGAACCAUUUAACAGUGUGAAUCAAGGAACAUCAGUGUAAGGAUUUCUUUUAAUUUAUUUUUUACCUGCUUGAAAUAUCAGUUAAAGUUUGCCAGCUUGGUUGCAGAUGAACGGACGUUUGAAGUUCACCAAACUACUUAAUGUGGGAUAGGAUAAUAGACUUCCAGCGCCCUCAAGACUGCGACCUUGCAGCCAUUUUACAUAGCACAUCCUCCUCCUAUAGGGAUGAACCUUUCCCUGGCCCGAAAAGUAGCAGCUCUGUUGAAGCUUUGCUUAUUGUAACAGGCUUUUGUUUCCAGGUUACAUGUCUGUGGAAGACUUAAUUCUGAAUAGAGAUAUAGAUAUUACUGGAAACUAAUUGUUUUUUCUAUUAUACUCUGAUUUAUCAAAAAAGUAAAACAUUUAAAUUGUGCUACAGAAAUUCAGAAGUUGUCUUGCAAUCUUUAAACAAUAAAUGAAUGAGUUGCCCUUAAAAAAAAAAAAGGAUUAAGCAGUUAAGCUGUUGGUCCCACAUCAGACAAAUUUUCCUAUACCUUCUGUCAAUAUUGUUAACAGAGACUGUUAUUUUAUUAAUC
Molecule: messenger RNA, 9732 nt
Organism: Orcinus orca (killer whale)
Lineage: Eukaryota; Metazoa; Chordata; Mammalia; Artiodactyla; Delphinidae
Product: UDP-N-acetylglucosamine--peptide N-acetylglucosaminyltransferase 110 kDa subunit-like
Exons: 2
Coding region: 8-3148 (1046 amino acids)
Biological process (GO): protein O-linked glycosylation
Molecular function (GO): protein N-acetylglucosaminyltransferase activity; protein binding
Source: RefSeq, a predicted model, not a curated record